GACCCGAAUUGCGAUUUCAUUAUUCCAACUACACUACUUGAAUUACAAUCCCAAACCUCACUGUCAAAUAAAUACUCGCAUAGUAUCACACAAAAUGGCAUCUCAAGCAGCAUGUAUCUUCUGCAAGAUAAUCAAGGGAGAUAUCCCCUCUUUCAAACUCUACGAAUCGGAAAAAGUACUCGCGUUUUUGGAUAUUAAUCCGUUGUCGAGGGGUCACGCUCUCGUAAUCCCCAAACACCACGGCGAGAAAUUGGUCGACAUUCCCGAUGAUCAAUUGGAGGAGAUUUUGCCCGUAGUGAAGAAACUCGUCGUAGCAACCGGUGCGGAAAAUUACAACGUGCUGCAGAAUAACGGACGUAUUGCGCAUCAGGAGGUUGAUCAUGUACAUUUCCACAUGAUCCCCAAACCCUCCACCGAAGAAGGCAUGUCCAUCGGCUGGCCCCAACAAAGAACCGACAUGGACAAACUAAAAGCUCUCUUCGCCGAGAUCAAAGCGAAGAUGUAAACCACCCCAUAAUCUCUCUUGUAUUUAGAAGCAAGCAAGCAAAUAAGCGAAGUAGGCGUUGAGAAUCGAUAGUUUUUGAUGAGUUAUUGGAGAGUCAAAGAGCAAUGUUAGUCUCUCGGUGUUUCUCUUUAUUGAAAAGAAUCUCGGGGUGUAGGGUGCAGGGAGAUGGAUGAUGGCUUUUGUUUUUUGCUAGGUGAUUGAUGGAUCAAUGAUCAAUGAUGAAUGAUAGAUGAAUACAACGAAUAAGAUGAGACAAGACUGAGAAGAGAAAUGAUAAAAUAACAAAUCCCCCCCAAAAAAAAGCUACUUCCA
Messenger RNA from Botrytis cinerea B05.10, 817 nucleotides. It is a transcript of the gene Bchnt1, whose product is annotated as Bchnt1. Lineage: Eukaryota; Fungi; Ascomycota; Leotiomycetes; Helotiales; Sclerotiniaceae. The transcript is spliced from 6 exons. Gene Ontology annotation, biological process: nucleotide metabolic process. The coding region runs from base 95 to 505 and encodes 136 amino acids. The record is from RefSeq and is a predicted model, not a curated record. Gene Ontology annotation, molecular function: catalytic activity.